Molecule: messenger RNA, 13434 nt
Organism: Chlamydomonas reinhardtii
Lineage: Eukaryota; Viridiplantae; Chlorophyta; Chlorophyceae; Chlamydomonadales; Chlamydomonadaceae
Exons: 20
Coding region: 97-13266 (4389 amino acids)
Source: RefSeq, a predicted model, not a curated record
CAUUCAUGGACAUACUUAUGCUCAUAAACGUUCACUGCCCGCAAUGAUGCUAUCAAAGCUGGAGGCGACGUGCACUUGCAUUGUCCAGACGCGGGAAUGCGCAGGAGUGAGCCAGCGGCAGCUCGGCGCCUCUGCCUGGACUGGCAGCGGGCAGCUGGAGGCCUGUCGUCAAGCCGUGUCCGUGCCGGCACUGCUGCGAGCCUCCUGGCGAGGUACUUUGCGCCGCGGAGCCCCUGCCCCAGCCCUGCGGCUGUAGCAUGUACGGGCGACAUGCCCUGGGCUGUUGCUACGGCCCGCACUGCACACGCAGCGCGGCAAGACCCGUGCCAGUAUCAGAUCAACGGUGGCAGCAGUAGCGACAUGCCAGGCAGUAGCAGCAUCGUCUGCAGCUCUGGGCCGUCGCGGUCUCCAGUCCUGAAGCAGGAGCAGGUGGCAGCGAUUGAGGCGCAAGAGCGGGGGCAGGCGCCCGGGCAGGAGCAGGCGCGGGAGCAUGAGCUCCAAUGGUUGCAUCAGACACCAACCCACGCUCUCGUCGACAUGCUGCAUGAGCUGACCCCGCUAGUGGCAGAACCGACUCGGAACUUUGCUGCUGAAAGCGUCGGGGCUAUUGAUGGCGCAAGGAGCAGCCCAGGCAGCUACAGGGCUUCGCCAGCAGCAGCUUCCGUUGCUGCAGCCGCAGCCGACACGGUGGAAGCACCCUCGUCCGUGCCUGCGGUGUCUUCUGGGGCUCAGUCGCACGCUGUGGCCUCUGAGGCCGCGGCUGAGGCUAAGGCUGAAGCUGGGUCUGAGGCCGAGGCUGCCAGGGCGACAUGCCAUGCGCAAAUCAGUGGCCGACAGCUGGGGGAGCAGCUGCUCGCUGGCAAUGAAGCCGUGUCGCGGGCGGUGUCGUUGCGGACUGAGCUGCUGAACCGCCUUACCCACGGCCGCGGUGACGUGGCGGGGCCGGCGUUGUCACUGCAACAAGCGGUUCACGGCUUGCAGGCGCACAUGGCGCAACCGCUGUUCCUCAUGACAAUGAAGCCCUCCGGUGGCGUGUACAAAAAGACGCGUCGCCUCGCUAUGCGUAACGGGACCUUGCUGCGGGUGGCCCUGCUGCAUGAGGUCCGCCUGGCGGCUGAUGCCCUGGCCGCAGACGCAGCUGCAGCGCCCGGCGCCUGCACCGUCGCUAGCGGUGGCCUGCAACACACCGGCAGCACCACUGCAGCACCGGCGGACGCGCAAGCCACAACAGCAGCGCCAGGGGAGACUGACACGGCAGCAGCGGCGGUAUCAGCACCAGCAGCGGAUGCACUGCCUGCGGCGCACCGCGACCUCGCACUGAGCGGACUUCAAAUCGUUGCCACAGAGCUGUCCGACACUGUUCCUUCCCUUAACAACAAUGAUGAAUUGGCCCACCGCGGCCUCCGGGCAGAAGCCGCCGCUGGUGCGGGCAUGGCUCUGCUAGGUCUUCUGCAGCGGCUGCAGCCGUCACAGGUGCAGCAGCAGCCAGUCCAGCAGCAGGCGCCGCAACAAGAGCAGCCACAAACGCACCUGCGCGAGCGGACCGCUAAGGACCAGUCACCACAGCAUCAACAGGUGACCGGUGACGGAAGCAGCCUGGAGGCUGCCCACGCGCCCGCAGUUAUUGAAGCCCUAGAGCGGGCGCAGCGGGAAUGGCUGGCCACUUCAGAAAUGAAGGAAGCGCAGGCGAUUGCCCUGCCUGAUGCUUCUUGGGCACAGGCCAGCACUGCUGGCGAGCGGGAGGCCGGGAAGGACGAACCGGCUGUUAUUUCGGCGGCGCCGCCCGCUGACCGACCCGGCCUGCUGACGCGCAAGGGCGCUUAUAGCCAACAGGUCAUUGCAGAGCGGCUGCUAGGGCUGCAGCAGUCACUGCCGGCGCUGUCGAGUGCUGCCAAGGCGGUGCUGCUGCGCGAGGCGCAGCCAGUCCAGACGCAGCCGCUGCAGGAAGAGGCCGCGGAGGGUGUUCCUGCGGCUGCUGGGUCGGUUGCGGUGGCCGCGGCAGCGCAUGUGACACCGGCAGGAGGCAACAGCGCGACUGCAGCGGCAGCACCACUGGCGAAGGUGCAGGCCUCGUCUACAGCAGCAGUGGCCGAGCCCGUCGUGGCACUGCUGCCUGCGGCGCCGUUGCCGCCUACAGCGCUUUCGCGCCCUGCAGUCGCUCCUGCCGCAACGACGGUGGAGGCGGCCGGGGCACAGUCCCGGCUGCCUGGGACAGCCGCGGCUUCUUCGCCACCCACUGCCCCCAGCGAGGCCACAGUCGCUGAUACUGCUGGCCCUGCCUCGACAUUGCCGCGCGAGCACGUGGCAGUGGCUGAGGCGCAGGAAGCGGUGCUUGUGCAGGAGCAGGCGGGGGAGUCGCAGUCGGAGCCGGAGGCCCGGUGGUGGAAGCGCAUGUCAGUCCACGCCCUAGUCGACGUCAUGCAUGAGCUGACCCCGUCGGUGGUAGACGCAACCAAAAGCGAUGCUGCUGGGAGCUUGGGGGUUAGCGGCGGCGCGGGGAGCAGAGCACGCAGCCGCAAGGCUUUGGCAGCAGUAGCAGCGGCCGGCGCCGGAACCCGACCUGACACCGGGGAAGCGCCCUCGCCCGUGCCUGUGGUGUCUUCUGGGGCUCAGUCGCACGCUGUGGCUUCUGAGGCCGCGGCUGAGGCUAAGGCUGAAGCUGGGUCUGAGGCCGAGGCUGCCAGGGCGACAUGCCAUGCGCAAAUGAGUGGCCGACAGCCGGGGGAGCAGCUGCUCGCUGGCAAUGAAGCCGUGUCGCGGGCGCUGCUGGCGCGGAACGAGCUGCUACACCGCCUCACUGGCGGCCAGGGUGACGUGGCAGGGCCGGCACUGUCGCUGGCACAAGCGGUCCGCGGCUUGCAGGCGCACAUGGCGCAGCCACUGAACCUCAGGGCGCCAGAGGGCGCGUCUCAAGCGGUGUGCCGGCGUGCCAUGCGUAACGGGACCUUGCUGCGGGUGGCCCUAUUGCAUGAGGUCCGCCUGGCGGCUGAUGCCCUGGCCGCAGACGCAGCUGCAGCGCCCGGCGCCUGCACCGUCGCUAGCGGUGGCCAGCAGCACACCGGCAGCACCACUGCAGCACCGGCGGACGCGCAAGCCACAACAGCAGCGCCAGGGGAGACUGACACGGCAGCAGCGGCGGUAUCAGCACCAGCAGCGGAUGCACUGCCUGCGGCGCACCGCGACCUCUCACUGAGCGGACUUCAAAUCGUUGCCACAGAGCUGUUCGACACUGUUCCUCUACCUCGCGACUACACCGCCUUGAACGGCCUCAGCCAGCGGGCGGAAGCCGCCGCUGGUGCGGGCAUGGCUCUGCUAGGUCUUCUGCAGCGGCUGCACCCGUCACAGCUGCAGCAGCUGCAACAACAGCACCCUCGGGAGCGGACUGUUAAGGACCAGUCGCCACAGCCGCGCCCGGCGCCCGACGACAGAAGCAUCUCCGAACCUGGCCGCGUGUCUGCAGCCCUUGAAACCCUAGAGAGGGCGCAGCAGGACUGGCUGUCAUCCCCGCAGCUGCAGCGGAACGAGCAUUUGACCGUCCGGUUUAACGUUUCCAAGGCCGGACCGACUGGGGCGGGCUACGAUCCAUCCAGCCAACAGGUCAUUGCAGAGCGGCUGCUAAGGCUGCAGCAGUCACUGCCGGCGCUGUCGAGUGCUGCCAAGGCGGUGCUGCUGCGCCUGACGCAGCCAGUCCAGACGCAGCUGCUGCAGGCAGAGGCCGCGGAGGGUGUUCCUGCGGCUGCUGGGUCGGUUGCAGUGGCCGCGGCAGCGCAUGUGACACCGGCAGGAGGCUACAGCGCGGCUGCAGCGGCAGCACCACUGUCGAAGGUGCAGGUCACGGAGCGUGUGGUUCUGGACAUGCCGCUUCAGGAGCUGCGGCAGUGGAUGACCGACCCAGACUCUCUGCCGCAGGCACGCCAGGCCAAGGCGGAGGCGGCGCUGGUCCGGCUGCAGCUGUGGGUUGCGGCCUGCCGCCACCCCGGCGGCCUGCUGGCCGUGCUGCGGUCGCCUGACGUCGUCGAAGACGUGCGUUCGCAUCGAGGCCAGCUGGCACGGCGGUGGUGGCACGGCACUUUGGAGCCGCUGCUGCGGCGGCACCUGGCAGCCGCCGCUGCAAGCGGCAGCAGCGCCGGCGGGCCGGCGGCUGAGGCUGAGGUGUCGGCGUCAGAAGCGGCGGCGGCGGCGGCAGCUGAGACUGAGGUGUCGGCGUUAGAAGCGACGGCGGCGCCGGCUGGUGGUGAUGAGGGUGGGCGUGGCGGUGACGUACUGGAGGCUUUGAAGCAACAGACACUGGAGGUGGAGGAGCUCGAGGCCCUGCGGCGGGAAGCAACGGCAGCAUUACUGCGGCCUUUCACGCUGACGUCGGCGGCAGCGCCGUCCGCGGAAGCGCGUGCGGAGGGAGCCGCGGCGGAGGCUGGGGCGAAGGCAGGAGCGAAGGCAGGCGCCGAAGCAGAGGCCCGCCUGCUGCGCCUGGCCCCCGCCCUGCCACCCGACGGCCUCUUGAGCGCCCUCACUCAGCUGCACCGGGUCGCAGCGGCCCACGCUGGCCGUUCCGAGGGGCAAAUGGCGGCGCCACCUGCAGAGCCCAAUGCCGUACUGUGCGCCACGUACGCCCGCUGCACCGCCGCAGCUGCCGGUGUCCCUAGCGCCGCAGAGGAGCUGUCAGCCACGCUGCACACCAGCCAGCUGCUGGAGGGCUUCCGGGCGGCCGCGUGGCUCGGCGGGGUGGGUCUGCCGGCGCCAGCAGCCGCUGCCGCCGCCACCAGCCACAGUAGCCAUAGGGGCAGCAGCGACAGAGGCGAACGCAGUGACCACGUAGAGCUGACUGGUAGCGCCGGGUCAAGCACCGUUACCAGCACCAGCACCAGCGCAAGUGGCAGUGCGGCAGCCAUUUGCCCUGCCGGGCAGUCCCCGCCAGAGUUUAGCAGGGCCAUGCAGGAGCCACAAACAGCUGCUGCCGAGCCCGAACUCGAUGGGCGCUUGGAUAAACAGCAGCCAGCGACUACGCUAGUGGAGCAACAGCAGGGCGCGAACAGCCUAGACGCGAAUGCAGCCAGUCCUGCGUCUAUUGCGGCCACUUCGGACGCCAGCGGGCCUGGCAUGGGGCCUGCCGCUACCGGUGCGCCUGUUGCUGCUGCUGGCCCCGAAGGCAACGCGGUGGCAGCGACUGCAAGCAGCGAAACAGUGGCACGGACUGCACGCGGGGUCAUGGGCACAGUGGCAGACGCCCUGGCGACGAGUCUGCUGCGGAGCCGCGCCGAGCAGACGGUGUCCGCUACAGCCCAUGGCCAACAAAGCGCAGGCGUCGCAGCCACGCCUGCGGCCACGGCGUCGGACGCCGAUAUGAAUGCCGCAGUGCUCGAGAGCCUCCGGCUGCUGGCGGCGGCGCGGGUGCAGAGCCAGCGGCUUGUGCUGGCUGUGUGGGGCCUUCCGCUUGAGGUGCUGCCGGGGCGGCCCAAAGCCGCCAAACCGCUCGUGUCCACGUUCCAGCUCCGUGCGGACGUCAUAGCCGUGGUUGAGGCCGCGGCACGCAGGGCUGCAGCGUCCAUUGCGGCUGCUAAGCAAGCGGCGCCUCCGGUGGCAGCGCCGCCUGCAGAGCUGCUUCAGCCGCUAUGUGACGAGGGCCUCAUCGGCGACAGGGACUGGGUGACGCUGCACCGGGCCCUGACAAGGCAGGCGCUGCGGCUUUCAGGCGAGGCAGGAGGUGCCGAGUCACCAGCAGCGAUGACACCGGCUCCAAAGACUGCUGCGGGAGCGAUGGCGGACGAGCCCACGUGCUCGCCUGGCACUGUAGAAGUGUCGGCCGGGACGGAUGCCACUGGGAGCCCUCAGUCUGCAAGAAGCCUCGCCAGCAGUCUGCGCUUCGUGCGCGCCAAGCUGUAUGAGCGGCUUGAGGCGGGGCACGUGCCGUCCGUGUUCGAGGCCGUCGCAUUACUGAAAGACGUGGCAGCAUUGCCGCUGACGUACAGGAAGACGGGCGCCACCGACGCGGUGCCUGCCGCACCACAGGCACGCGCUGCCAGCCGCAAUGCGCUCAUGCCCUCAGGCAGUCGCCGCCGCAGCAUCACAGGCUACAAUCGCCGGCGGCGCACCCUCAUCCUUGCGCUGCAAAGAGCCCUGCAGCAGGCGGCAGCCGCCGAGCCCCAUGUUGCGGGAAGCGACAGCGUGGGCACUGCCAGCGGACAGGAAGCUGACAGCGUCGCCACCGAUGGGCCGGUAGCGCUCCGAAGGCGCAAGGAUGUCCACAGCCGGGAGCUCAGGUUGGGUGUUUACACGCUUUUACAAGAGUUGGAGGAAGUCACCGCCCCAGGGGCUUACGCCACCCCCCGCACCGCCGCCUUCACGGCGGGCGCGCUUGCGGCGGUGCUACGGCUGCCGGCGGUGGCGGCAGCCCUGGGCCCUGCUGCAGAUUGUCAGGAGGUGGCGACGCGCGUGCUGAAGGCGCGGCGGGUAGCACUGAGCGAGCCGCACAUGGCUCAAUGCCUGAUGGAGCAACGGCAACCGCAGCAGCAGUCGCAAUACCAACUGCAAACGCAGCAGCAGCAGCCGUCCAGGCCGCUGCCAUUGCAGCACCAACCGCCGCAGCCGAGCCAUUCGCCCAAGGACGGGGCGCGCCCUCCGGUCACUCCAGCCGACAAGUACACGGAAGGCACCAGCGGCCGGAUGCUGGAGCUGGCGGCGGCGCUGGACGACGCCGUGGUUGCUGCGGUUCGCGAGCUUCUGCUUCGGAAGCUGCCGGACUCUGAGUUGCUGGAGCUGCUGCACCGGCGGCCCGAGCUGCUGGCAGGGGACGCUGACGAGGCGCAGGCGGUGGGCGCACUGCCGUUGAGGCGGACGCCGCCGCCUGCGACCGCGGCACGGACGGCCUCUCAAGCAGCCAGCGGCGCGGCGGCGCCAAACGCGGGCCAGGGCUCUUCGGCGGCCACCAGUGGGUUGCGACUGCGGGACGAGGUCCCCGCGGACCUGGACGGCAUGACUGCGCUGCGAUUUGCCGUCAAUGCCGCCACAGGCACUGGUUCCGCUGCGAGCCGUGCGAGCAGCGGCAGCGCUGGUAGCCGCCGCGCCGGUGCCGGGGCGGGUGCUGGUGAGGGGGCUAGUGCUGGUACAACACCGUACGCGGGUGUUGGUGCCGACGCCGAGGCACUGUGGCGCACGCCCGCGCUACCGUCAUCGCUGCUGCUGCUGGGCGGGAGUUCGGGCACCUGUGACAGCGAUGCCGCGGGCCGCGGCGCGGGGGCGGGAGCGGUGGCCGGGGGAAGCGCAGGGGCUGCGGCGGCGGCGGCGGCGCUGGCCGCUCGUCGCAGCCUGACGCGGCUGCAGCGUGAGGUCAACAUGCGCUUGGUUGAGCUGCUGACGCGCAGCAGCCACGUGCCCCACCUGAUCAGUGUGAUGCAGCUGUCAUGCCGACACAGCGCAGCCAUCGCGCUGCCCACACAGGCUGCGCUGCAGCUGGCGCUGUGUGAGGCCGCGCCGUGCAUGACCGCGCCGCAGCUGACGCAGGUGCUGCAGCUGGUGCACAUGACCAGGCUGUACCCGCCGCCGCUGGUGCACGCGGCGGCCCGCCGCGCUCUGGAGCUGUGCGGCGCGGCGGCCAAUGCCGGUGCCAGCAUGCCCGGCGCAGCAGCUGAGCCCAGCAUUGCAGGGCAGUUUGGACCGCCGCAGCCGCAGCCACAACGAAGUGUUGUCGCCGACCCCGCCGCCGCCUGCCAGCUGCUGUCGCAGUCGGUGCGCUGCUUCGCACGUAUGUCGCCGGCGGCGGAGUUGGACGGGGGCCUACUGCGGGCGCUGGUGGCGGCGGCGGCGAGCAAGGGGCUGGCAGCCGCGGCCGUGGAGGUAAAGCAGGCAGUGGCGGGCGGCGCUGCGGAGCGCGAGGCCGCGCCGGCUUUGGCUGAGUUGUCACGUCAAAGCGUAUCCAUGCUGGAGCGCCUCGUCGAAGACACCCAGGUGGUAUGCGACCGGCUGCGGCCGGGCCGGCGCAACGACGUGCUGCAGGCGGUGGCGCCGCUGCGUGCCGCCCUGCACCGCAACAGCGAGGCCUCCUCGCUUCAGGCGCUCUUCAACGGAGUGUUGGUGUCCACCAACGCCACCAGUGGCAGCAGCAGCAGCAGUGGUGGUGGCAGUGGCAGUGGCAGCAGCGGCAGUAGCGGCAGUAGCAGCCGGCCUUCGCUGGCGGCGCUGCAGCUACUGGGGGCGCAGCUGCCCAAGCUCAGCUCCAGUCCGGGGCUGUCGUGGUUGGUGGCCAGGCUGCUGGAGGCGCACGAGCCCUACAUGGACGGCAGCACGCUGGAGCCCUCGGGUGCGGAGGAGCCGGGCGCGGUGCCGCCCUGGCGUGUGGCGGAACAGCUGCUCAGGGCUGCGGAGAGGUCGGUGUUCACGGUGCAGGCGGAACUGAUCAUGGGCCUCCAGGAGCGGGUGCUGCGGCUGCCAACCCCGGAGCUGAUGAUGCUGGCGGCCCGCUGCGAGCAGCUGCACCUGCUGCCGCCCCACACACUGGCAGCCAUGCUGGGUCGCCUGCGGGUUCAUUAUAGCUCGGAGGUGCCGUUGGAAGGAGGCACGGGCGCGGGUGGCGACACCGGCACCAGCAACGCGGCGCCCCACGACCGCCUGAGCAGGCUCCAGCAGGUGCACGAUGGCACGCCCGUGCCUGCCAGCGUGGCCCUGGCGGGGCUGGUGUCCGCAAUCGAGCGCCGCAUGCUGCCGAACGUAGAGGCGCAGCAGGCCACAGGGCCGGAACCAGGCGCCGCCACGGCAGCUGGCGCCACCGCCACCGCCACCGCCACGGCCACCGCCUCCGCCACCGCCCACCAAGCUCCGCCCAAGCUGCCGCAGUCGCUGAAGCGUGGCGUCCUUGCUGGCAGCAGCAGCGGCAGUAGCAGAACGGGCGUUGGCGUUAGCGCCGGCAGCAGCGGUGGUGCUGUCAUGACGACGUCCGACCCGCCGCUGAUGUCGCUGGCUGUGGCGCAGUCGCUGGCGUCUGUGCUGGCGGCAGAGGCGGAGGCGGGGACGGAGGCGGGCGCCCGGCCGGCGGUGCCGCUGGCAGAGCCGGUGCGGCGGGUUGCAGGCAGCGUGGCUUGCGCGCUGGCAGUGCAGGCACUGGAGGCGCCGCCGGUGCGCACCGGGCCGCGUGCUACAGCCGCCGCUGCAGCAGCUACAGCAAGUGCUGCAGUGCCGGGCGGCACCGGAGGAUUGGCCUCGAACCAAGCUGGAGUGGCUACUGAAGCGGCCCUGGGGAUGCGGCCGGGGCCGGGCAGUGCAGCACGGUCAGGUGGAAGUGGCAGCAGUGGUAGCAGUAAGCACAUGACAGUAUCGGAGCUGAGACUGGCGGCGGCUGCAGCCGAACGUCUGUCUAUAGCAACGCCGGCGUCACCAAGUGCGGUUGCCACUCCUGCUACAGCUGAUGCCGCGGCCGCCAGCCCCGGGGUGCCGGGCCCCGACAUGCCUGAGCCCGUGCACGCCACAUCACACCCGGACGCUUUUCGCCCCAGCCAACCUAACAGUGACGACGUCACCCAAACCGUGUCAGCAGGAGCGCCGCCAAUGCGGCUACAAACGCGCGACAGUGGCUCAUCAUCAGAGGUCCGCACUGCGGCGAGUAGCGGCGGGAGUGCAGGCUUCGCCGCCGCCGGCAUGGCUGGACCGCUGCAGCUGCUGUCGGGCCCGGAGAGGCAGCUGCCGCUGCUGCAGACCGCCGCGCAGCAGCUGCUGAGUGAGCAGUCGGAGCCGCCACGGCGGCAGUCGCCUGAGCCGCAGCGCAAUACCAAACCGGAAGGCGACAGUGCCCCAGCAGCGGCGGACAAAGGAGGCACGGCGGCAGCAGCGCUACUGCGGCGGCUGCUGCCGUCUACCCUUGCGCCGGCGCCGGCGGCGUCAAGCCGCGACGGCACCGGUAGCGUAGGCGGCAGCCGGUUGGAGUGGCUGCUGCGGGUGGCGGGCGCCGUGUUGCGGCCGCCGCCGCCUCCCGACCCCCAGGAAGCGCGGCGUGUGGAUGCCUUCAUGGCGGCACUGGCGUCGGAGGCGGAGCCGGCUCGCCGGCAGCAGCAGCGCGCCCAGGCGCUGUUGCUCCCCGAGUACCUACGGCAGCAGGCAGAGGCGCGGCUCGAGGAGGAGGAGGCCGAGGCGGCGGAGCAUGCGGGCCAGGGCGCGACAGCGGCAACCGAAGAGGCCGCGGCCGCGGCGGGCGAGGGCACAGCUGACCAGCUGCCGUCGCUGUUUGAGGGCGUGCAACCUCUGUUCGCACGGAGCAUCGGCAGCCUCCGGUCCGGCGGCCGAGAUGCUUCGGACCGCUACGCGUUUUCUGAUGCGGACGAGUCAGACGAGGAGGAGGAGGACGAUGGCGCGGGCUUUUGCGGUGAAGCGCCUUCGGCCGGUGUGGGCACGGGCGCAGCGCUGGGCGUUCCCGCCGGUGCGCUUGCGCGCCGGGCCGGCGCCGGGCCGGCGCGCGGCUCCCCGGCACCCACGGCCGCGCAGGCCACAGCCGGCGCCGCCAAUGCGCCGAGGGCCCGCCUCACAGACAGUGAGGUCGCCGAGCUGCGAGGUCUGGGCACGCCCGGGGGACCUGCGGCCGCCGCCAGCGCGGCCGCCAAGUCGGAGGCCCGGCGGCAGCUGCUCCGCUCCGUACGGGACCGGCUGACGGCGCUGUCGACGGUGCCGGAUGCACAGGUGCUGGAGCUACUGGCGCCGCCGCCGCCGCCGCGCGCCCUGCGCAGUAUGCAGUGGGGCCCGCCGGUGCGGCCGACGCUGCCGCAGCACGAUGCGGUGCCGCACCGGCUGCCCCGCCCUGCGGCUGCGGCGGAGGCCGGGGCGGCAUUGUCGGGCGGCCUGGCGGCGCUGGUGGGCGCGGACGACGUGGUAAGUGACAGCGUACGGCAGCUGUUCGACGAAAUGGAAGUGGAACUCGCCGUCGAGGCCGGAUCCGGGUUUCUGUCCCCGGCGGCACUGGCUGCAGUGCAAAGCCACGCCGCCGGCAGCCUUGCGACGGCAGGCGGCGCAGCCGGCGGCGGCGGAGAACCCGCGGCAGCAUCCAGCCGCUACGCCCGGUCCUUGGUCACGGCUGUGGAGGUUGUCAGCAUGGCUGGGGCGGUGGAGAGCCGGGACCGGCAGCGGGCCCUGUGGGGGCUGCUGGCGCCGCCGCUGCAGGCGGCCGCGGCGGGCGGGCUGCUGACGCCGCCUGACGCGCUGCUGACGUUGGAGCGCAUGGCCCAAGGCGACGGCGCUGCAGCAACGGAGGCAACGGAGGCCGCGGUGUCUGAGCUGGUAGGCGUGGUGGGCGUCUGGCUGCUGCGGCAGGAGGAGCGCGCGUCCGCGGGUGGCACCGGCAGCGGCGGUGGAAGUGGGGGCGGAGGUGAAGGCGUAGGUGGAGGCGGCGUGGGGCCAGCUGAAGUCGCGGCCUACCGCCGCCUGUGCUGGGCGGUCCAGCGGCUGGCUCCUGACGCUACCAAGGCCGCCGCCCCCUUCUCUGUGGAGGCGGAUGACACCGACGCCGGGUCAGCGUCAGCGAUGCUGGCGCAGGUGCAGGCGGGGUGUGUGGUGGGCGUGGGCCCAGUCAUGGCUGCGCUGCAGCGCGCCUACACGCCGCACGAGCACCACGACCGGCUGCGCAAGCUGCUGGAACAGGCGGCGGCACUGGCGGAGCAGCGCGACCGCACCACGGCCGCGCAGGCGACUGAUACUCGCCAGCAGCAGGACGAGGCGGAGCUGCAGCAGCAUCAGAGUAGCGGGGACUCGCCUCCGGCUGGUGUGCCGGAUGGCGAGCCUGCGGCGGCAGGGGAGGCGGGGGCGGAGGCCGCGGGCGCGAGGGGCUGGGAGGCGGAGCUGGCGGGUGUGCGCUCUGACGUGCUGUGGCUGCUGCGCCGCAUGGAGCCGGCGGCGCGCGUGUGGGCGCUGCAGGCCCUUGUCGGGAGCGGCGCAGCGGAUGGCGAUUUCGUGGAGGCUGUCACGGGGCUACUGCUGGGGCAGCUGGGGGACAUGCCACCCGCCGAGGUGGUCAGGGCCAUGGACGCACUGGCGGUGGCAGCGGCCUCCGCGGCCUCUGCAGGCCCGCACGGCCUGGCGCACACGGCGCUCGGACCCGCCGCCCGCGCCUUCCUGCGCGCCGCUGGCGCGCGCCUCAAGGACCGCACGGGUGACUUCGCCGCCAAGGACCUGGCGUGUGCGCUGGCGGCGGUGCUGCAGCUGGCGUCAGCACUGCCCGCCGCCAGCGCGGCCAGUAGCAGUGGCGGCGGCGGCGGCGGCGGCCGGGCUGUGGUGCCGGCAGGCGACAGGGCUCUGCUGGUGGUGCUGCGCCGGGCGCUGGUGCAGCGGCUGCAGCAGGCCGGCUCGGCGGGUGGCGGUGUGCAAGUGGCGCAGGUGCUGGCGGAGCUGAGCCGAGUGGUAGGCUUGUGUGAACCGCACGUGAGCGCGCAGGAGCCGCCCAGCAACAGCAGUGGCAGCAGUGCAAGCAGUGCCAGCGGUGCCAGCAGUAGCAUCAGAACCAGCCCAGGCGGCACCAGCACGGAGCUGGCUGCAGUCCUGGACGCGGCGGCGGACGCGGUGUUGCGGUUGGCGGCGCACCAGCCCAGCCGGGGCUACAGCAGCGGCGCUGAAGAGCCGCCGCCGGCCCAAGCCGGUGAUCAGUUGCCGGCGUCGCAUCAGCACCAGAACCAGAACCAGCACCAGCGGUUGGAUGCGGAGGAGAUGGUGGCGUUCCUGAGCGCCUUCGGCGGGCUGGGCUACCAGCACAGCGGCGGCGAGCGCUGGCGGUUGCUGGUGUCCGGUACGCUUGCGGCGGUGGCGGACCGCGCCGACGUCGAGUCCGCGGCGCUGCUGGGGUCACCCGGACAACCGCCGUGCGCUGCUGGUGCCGGCAGUGUGGAUGCCGGGUGCCCGGUGCAGGAGGAGGGAUUGCAGGUGGGGGCCGAGGCGGCUGGCCGUGCAUGCGGCGCCGGGCAAGAAGCGGAGCGGGCGGCGUUCUGGGUGCGGGCGGUGGCGGCACUGGACGGUGUGGACGCACUGCCUCUGGAGCUGUUGGUGCAGGUGGGGGAGCUGGUGGAGACGGCGGUGGUGGCUGUGACAGCUGAGGCGGCCAGCGGUGUCGGAGUGCCGCAGUCUGCUGCUAGAAAUGGGUUGGAUGGUGAGGGCGAGGCGGGCGCAGCAGCCGGUGAUGGUGCGGGAAGCGCGCACGUAGGCGGCACCGGGGGGAAAAGUGCCAAGGGCAGGGGCAGGCGUGUGUGGAGGCCGCGGCCGAAGGUUCAGGGUCCUGGAGGAACGGCAGCAGCGCCAGUGUCUGAGUGACGUGGUGUGGCAAGCAGACACCAGGGUUCAAUGAUUCGCAGGUAUGCGGGCAUACGCAUGAUGUGUGGGGGUCGUACGACGGGAUAAGCAAUGACUUACGGGCUCCAGUCCUGUUCAUCGGGUGAGCGUUCCCACAAUGGGAGCUGCGGUCUGUAAUCGUCGGCCGCU